UUGAAUGGAGGAAAGCCUUCGAAAAAUAAUAGAUAUUUUUGGAAAUGGGCUAGUACAAUGUUUAACAAAGUCGACUAUAGCAGGAUAAAAACGAUUGGACCGGACCAUGCAGCUGCUGAAUGGCUGUUGAUGUGUGGGGCAAGAGUGCAAUACCGGAGCGGAACGGACUGGAUAACUGACUUUUCCGAACUUCAGAAAGAAUUCAGCAAACCCGAUAAUUACAUUCAAGCUAUUGAUGCAUCUGAGUCCAAUAUCAUGCAUAUGGGAUUUGAAUACUUGAAUGGAUUGAGACAUAUAGAAUCGAUCAAAUUUUAUAAGUGUUUGUAUGUAGAGGAUAUUUGUAUGAAGAAACUUUCUGCUGUAAGAGAUUCUUUAAAUGACUUGCAAUUGGUGAGUUGUGGAAAUGUUACUGAUGCAGGAAUUUUGUCCAUUGCUUCUCUUAAAAAUUUGAAAACGCUCAAUUUAUUCGAUCUUCCUAGUGUAAAAGACAAGACAAAAUGCUAUUGGAUCCUCCAGAAAGAACUUCCAAAUUGCAAAAUACAAUUUGCUGGUGGAGAAAACCGAUAA
Uloborus diversus is the source of this 567-nucleotide messenger RNA. RefSeq names its product ATP synthase subunit s, mitochondrial-like. The record is from RefSeq and is a predicted model, not a curated record. NCBI's taxonomy places the organism in Eukaryota, Metazoa, Arthropoda, Arachnida, Araneae, Uloboridae. The transcript is spliced from 2 exons. The annotation marks the transcript as partial.